Molecule: messenger RNA, 790 nt
Organism: Bipolaris sorokiniana ND90Pr
Lineage: Eukaryota; Fungi; Ascomycota; Dothideomycetes; Pleosporales; Pleosporaceae
Exons: 3
Coding region: 154-450 (98 amino acids)
Biological process (GO): mRNA splicing, via spliceosome
Cellular component (GO): Lsm1-7-Pat1 complex; precatalytic spliceosome; U4/U6 x U5 tri-snRNP complex
Molecular function (GO): RNA binding
Source: RefSeq, a predicted model, not a curated record
CCCCCACACGGUCCCUGCGCAACCUUCCAUCACUCCGCCCUCCAACACCAAAAGUCGCAACAACAACAACCCGCCAUUCUCAUACCUCCCUUGCACCACCGCCACCGCACCCACGCACCCGCACCAAUCCUCCAGCUGUGCCUCUCGCCAACCAUGUUAUUCUUCAGCUUCUUCAAAACCCUCGUCGAGCACGAAAUCACGGUGGAACUCAAGAACGAAGUGCAGAUCCGCGGGACGCUCAAGAGCGUAGAUCAGUAUCUGAAUAUUAAGCUGGAUAAUGCCGAGGCGGUGGAUGAGUUGAGGUGGCCGCAUUUGUGCUCAACCAAAGACAUGUUCAUCCGCGGCUCCGUAGUACGCUAUGUACACUUGCCUUCGGGCGCGGUCGAUACGGCGUUGCUAGAGGAUGCGACGAGGAGGGAGGCCGAGGCGGCGAAGAAUAAGGCGAAGUGAAGAGGGUGCUAGGGAGGUAUGAAGGAGAGGCAUGUGGGAUUCUGAGAGAGAGAGAGAGAGGCGGGGAGGGGAUAAGGAUAUUGAGAGCGCUGGUGGUGGGUGGUCUGGAGUGUGCACAGGAUGAAUGGGAAAUGGCAUUUACGAGGGUAAUGAGGGAUAGGGCGUAAGGAAUUGUGGGAUACCCAUCUGAACGAGAAAAAAAAGAAGAGAAAGAAAUGAAUACCAUCAUCUCGGUUUCUGAGGCUUGACAGAGAGAGAGAGAGAGAAGGGGGGCAGGAGGACUCGAGAGAUCUGGUUGUCGUGAACAUUUGUUGAAUAAACAUAAACAUUGGGCAGCGGC